Molecule: messenger RNA, 2091 nt
Organism: Penicillium canescens
Lineage: Eukaryota; Fungi; Ascomycota; Eurotiomycetes; Eurotiales; Aspergillaceae
Product: flavin monoamine oxidase family protein
Exons: 1
Coding region: 1-2091 (696 amino acids)
Biological process (GO): amino acid catabolic process
Molecular function (GO): L-amino-acid oxidase activity; polyamine oxidase activity
Source: RefSeq, a predicted model, not a curated record
AUGAUCGGCAAGUUGUACCUCGUGGCAGCAGUGGUCGCCCAUGGUCUACCGGGGCUCGCCAGGACUAUCGAGCAAGAGACUGUGAAUGUGACAACAUCUGACACGGUUCGGCGCGGCGAACUGGCUAACGUUCAUCUAAAUUGGAUUGGUGAGCCACCGAGUCUGAUUGAGUCGAAGUAUGCCUCCUGUGACGGCCAGGCGAUUAGCGAAGAGCAGAUGAUUGCGCAUUUCAUUAUUCAAGAUCAGCCUCCCCAACGAUUGGUCUGGGCAGUCCCCGAGGAUGCUCCAAGCUAUCACUGUGUGUAUGUUUAUGGACGUGAUACAUCAGAUAACACACAGAGUCUGCUGGGGAAAAGCAGGCCGGUAUCUUUGCAGAAUAAACCAAAGAAGCGAUCAACAGCAGACACCAAUAUUCCGUUGUUGAAAGACUUUGACGCACUUGGAACAUGGUUCGACGGAGUAGCCAGUAUCAGGGACAAACUUGAAGCCACCGGAGGAGUCACUUCAGGGAGCUCACCAAAGAAUGCCUCGAUCGCGAUUGUUGGUGGAGGUAUCUCUGGUCUCGCGACAGGCCUGAUGCUAGACAGUGUCGGCGUGUACAACUGGGAGAUUAUUGAGGCCAGCGACCGUGUUGGAGGCAGAUUCCGAACCAAAUACGUUGCAGGCACACAGGAAUGGGCUGAGAUGGGACCCAUGAGGUUGCCAUACUCUGUGACCUACAAAGACGACAAUGAGACUCUCCUGUACUCCGACCACCAGUUGACAUUUCAAAUGGCAAACAUCUUGAACGAAAUGAACAAGAAUAACUCGCAGUGGAAGAUCGACUUUAUUCCCUGGAUCCAACAUAGUCCCAAUGAGCUACUUGCUCAAGGGACUCGUCGCCAUCCGGAUGGAAGGAUCCCAACACGCGCCGAAGUAGAGGCAGAUCCGAGUCUGGAGGACGCACCGGAUAUUACUACGGCCGAGUUCAAAAACACCCAGGAUCAGAUGGACAAGAUUCUUAAGAACGAAACAACUCUCAAGUCUCUUCAGAAGGAUGUGUGGAGAGCACACAAGAUUGCCAUGGACCAAGGCCUCGAUGACUGGAGCGAACAGGCUAUGAUGCGGCAUGUCUUCAAGGCUAGCGAAAAUGUCACCGAUGAGAUCUGGACUUCAUCCGACUACGACGUGUUCUGGGAUGAGUUGCACCACAACUCCAACCUGGGCUUGGAUGGCACAAAGGGUAGCUUGGGAGAGACCAAAUGGCUGUGCAUCGAUGGAGGAUUCAACCGUCUAUCCGACGCCUUUCUUCCACAUGUUCGCGACAGACUCACUCUCAACCGGAAGAUCAGAAAGUUGGAACCCAUCCAGGACAGCAAUGGCAACACUCGCACCCGACUAUCCUGGUAUCCCAGCAUCUCGAACCGGACGUACGAGUCCAAAGACUACGACUACACAAUCAUGGCCGCCCCAUUCACCAUGACCCGCUUCAUGGACUUGCCAAAGUUCUCAUCAGUCCUCGAUCGCGCCAUCAGCGAAGCAGGCGUCCGUUUCAAGUCCGCCUGCAAAGUUGCCCUCCUAUUCUCCGAGCGAUUUUGGGAAAAGGGCGACCGACCCAUCUUCGGCGGAUAUUCCAAACCUCCAAGUGACCCAGUCGGGGCUCUAUACUAUCCAGUCUAUGGCCUCAACGAGUCACGGCCGGGUCUGAUCAUGCACUACCGAGGCGGAGACUGGAGCGACCGGUUUGUGAGUUUCUCCGACGAAGAGCACGUUCAGACAGUGCUGGAUUCAAUUGUUAGUUUGCAUGGCGAGCAAGUGCGAGACUUGUAUACGGGUGAUUACGAGCGUCUCUGUUGGCUUCAGGAUGAGCAUACUGCGACUUCGUGGUGUCGGCCGGAUGUUGAGCAGCAUAAAUUGUACAUUCCGGCUUAUCAUCAGACGGAGCAUAACACCAUUUUCAUUGGUGAGCAUACUGCGCCUACUCAUGCUUGGGUUAGCUCUUCUUUGCAGUCCUCCGUUCGUGGAUCUGUCCAGUUGCUUUUGGGGCUGGGCUUGGUUGAUGAGGCAAAGGAGUUGAACCAGCGGUGGAUGGGGAGAUGGAUUAAACUAUGA